Molecule: messenger RNA, 5799 nt
Organism: Perca fluviatilis (European perch)
Lineage: Eukaryota; Metazoa; Chordata; Actinopteri; Perciformes; Percidae
Product: tensin-2-like
Exons: 26
Coding region: 256-4512 (1418 amino acids)
Biological process (GO): peptidyl-tyrosine dephosphorylation
Molecular function (GO): protein tyrosine phosphatase activity; protein binding
Source: RefSeq, a predicted model, not a curated record
CUGCAGCUCGCCAAAGCAGGGAGCCACGCCUUUACGGAGAAGAGCUUCAAGAGGAAACGGGUGUGUGAUGUGUGCAAGCAGAACAUCGACAACCCUGGGGCUUUCUGCAAGGAGUGCAAGGUUGCAGUUCACAAGACAUGUGAAGCCAAGGUGACUCCCACCUGUACCUCAACAUCAGACCUGCACGGCUCCACAAAAUCUACACCACAGAAGAAGAGAGGCUCUAUACUGAGGAGUAAAAGUGUGGAACAAGUGAUGGAGCAUGUGAUGGAGCGUCACUAUGACUUUGACCUCACCUACAUCACGGAGAGGAUCAUCUCUGUCUUCUUCCCGCUGGACCUGGAGGAGCAGCGGUACCGCAGAAACCUACAGGAAGUGGCCUCCAUGCUGAAAUCCAAACACCAAGACAAGUUCUUGUUACUGAAUUUAUCAGAGAAGAGACAUGACAUCACCAGACUUAACCCAAAGGUGCAGGACUACGGCUGGCCUGAUGUUCACGCCCCCCCUUUGGACAGGAUUUGUGCUGUUUGUAAAGCCAUGGAGACCUGGCUGACCUCUGACCCCCACAAUGUGGUGGUCCUCCACUGCAAGGGACACAAAGGGAAGACGGGGGUCAUUGUGGCAGCCUACAUGCACUACAGCAAGAUAUCAGCUGGAGCGGACCAGGCUCUCACCACUCUAGCUAUGAGAAAGUUCUGUGAAGACAAAGUCUCCUCUUCCCUACAGCCCUCUCAGAACAGGUACAUUUACUACUUUGGUGGGUUGCUGUCAGGUACCAUCAAAAUGAACAGCAGUCCUCUGUUCCUCCACCAGAUCCUCAUUCCAUCACUACCAAACUUCCAGGCGGGAGGAGGUUUCUAUCCAUUCCUAAAAAUCUACCAAUCUCUACAGCUUGUGUACACUUCAGGCCUCUAUGAUCCCCAGAGCUCAAGGGCAAGGAAGCUGUGUGUGACUAUGGAGCCAGCGCUAUUAUUAAAGGGGGAUAUUAUGGUGAAGUGCUACCACCGGCGGUGUCGAGCAGCAGAGAGGGAGGUGGUGUUCAGAGUCCAGUUCCACACCUGCACUGUCCACGGAGCCCAGCUAUGGUUUGGCAAGACUGAACUGGACUUGGCCUGCACGGAUGACAGGUUCCCUCCAGAUGCUACAGUCGAGUUUAUCUUCUCCAAUGGGCCAGAAAAAAUGAAAGGUCGUGAAUACCGCAAGAAUGAUGCCUCCAUCAAAGUGGACUACAACACCUCAGACCCUGUGGUCAGAUGGGAUUCUUAUGAGAACUUUAACCUGCACCACCAAGACAGCAUUGAAAAUAUCUGUCAUACGAGGGGCCCUCUGGACGGCAGCCUCUACGCCCAGGUGAGGAAGCGCCGUGGGCCGGGCUCGACUGCCUCAGCAGCGUCGCCCAACGGAUGCCUCACUAGCAGCCCAACAGUCAAGCCUCAAACUCCCAGCCAGCCCCAGUCUCUCACCUACACAUCUGACUCUAGCCGCUCCUCAGUCCCGUCCGAUCACCUGGAAGACGCCUCUCCGUCCAUAAACCGCCCAGAAAAAGAAAACACUGACUGUCCAGUGAUGCGAGGAGACGGGGAAGAUGGAGCAAAGGAGAAAAGAAGAGGGAAAGAGAAGGAUAGAGAGACAGCGAUUUUGGAUGACGGAGAUACGCAAAGUCCUGGGGGUUUGAGGCAAGAGCACUCGUGUUGCGGUCGAGCAGGCGCAAAGUGUGGCGAUGGCGGAUGGGAGAGGGAACGAGAGCCCUGCAUCUCUGACGGCCAUUGUCUUGGCCGUUGCAACAGCAUUAAAAAGAAUCCAAAAAGCCAAACUCUGCCGGCCUUACCAUGCAAAUCCGUGUCCCCGCCUCCUCAUUCAACUCAUAUGGAACUCUGCCAUCGACAUAGCGCCCAUCCUUUACCUGAGUUACCAUGGGAACGUCCAGCCCCGCCCCUACCCUGUCUCCUCAGGCCUUGCUACCCUUAUUCCACCGCUGAACACAACCACCCACACAGCCACACCCUCCCAGCCUUAAACAGACUCUGCACUGGGGAAGAGUGUCACCUCCUCCAUUAUUCCAGCCACAAUCCAGCCUCUCAUCUCUCCCAUCAAUCACUGCCCUCGAGCCCUUACAGGGAAAUGUUCUUCAGCUCUCCAACACCGUCCUCUGGUUGCCACUGUCGGGACUGCUCCAGCAGGCGAGAGCACCAAUCAGCCUCAGUUAGAGCAUUCCACCCAUUGCACCCCGACCAAUCAGAAAAUCCACACUGGUCCCAAAGAGCAGGGGUACAACGAACAAGAGAGGCGCCUCCACUAUGGGAAAGUGAAAAUCCAUGGGAGGUGGCGAGAGAGGCAGAGUUCUGGCAGUGCAAAUCCGCCAUGCCGGCAUUUCGUGUUGUCCACCCUUUGGAUCAGAGUCCAAACUUGGAGCCUAGAUAUGCUAUUGGACCUCAUCAGGGCUACCCCAGCCCCCAGUCUCUAAUGGAUGUGCGGGAUGGAGCCAGCAGUGGUUACCACACCCCUCCACAGCCCCGUCACUCCUGUCCCUGCUCUCCUUAUCAAUCGUCCCCAGCCGAGAGCCAUGAGAGCCGGGGUUACGCCUCAGGGUACCACUCUGGAUCAGCCUCGCCUCUGCCUGCUAGUAGCCCCUCUCCUGGGAGAGGCAGGCUGCCCGAGACUCCCUCUGGAUCUCGAGACCAGCAGCACGCUCAGCAUCACAAAGAAGAGGCCAAGGCUGAUUUGGAGGAUGACAAAUCCCAGGGUUCAGAGGGUAAAUCAGACUCUAAUGGACAGUCAAGUACCCCUGGGCUGGACUCUGAUCCUGACUACACAAUCAUUGGAAGCAGCAGCCCCACACACACAGAAGACAGUCUAACUGCUGAUAGUCCUUCUCAAAGCCAAGAAACCUCUACACAUCUGGAGUCCAGCUCAAAUAGCAGCAAAGCCAUCACACCAGUACCAAGAGAAGCACAAACCCAAAGUUCCAACAUAUCCAUAAACUCCACACAACCAUCAAGCGAGCAGAGUUCGAGCUCCGAUGGUACGCUCGGAGCAGCCAAGAUCACAGGAAGUGCAGAGGGAUCUAACCAAUUACAGACUUCAAGCUAUGCCACUGUCAUCAUCACUCCAGUCCAAGUGCAACUGAAUGGCUCUGCCCUUCCUAGUGAUACCACAUCUGACAGCAGCAGAGGUGUAUCCAUGAACCCUUCUGUCAGUCUUAGUUCUAGCCCUUCCACCACUUCCCCAAAUUCUCCUAUUGGCUCCCCAGACCUUCAGUCUUCUCCUCAGCGCUCUACAUCAGCUACAGACAUAGCGGGACAAAGACUGAGUCCGGAAAGAGACAGCUCAGCCGACACCAAACCGCCAUCACCUGUGCCCGAAGGAUAUCAUACACCAACCUUCCCCUUAGCGUCUUAUUACUACCCAUUACUAAACGUCCCUCACAUACCGUACACUGGGUACACUGCAGUCACCAUCCCCGCCAUCCAGCCACCGCUUCCCGAGAAGAAACGGCUUUCGUCCACACCAGGAUCCUUAAACGGACACAACUCUCUACUCAGGGCCUCCUCAGCUCCUUCCCCUAUGCACCACGUUACCUUCUCCACUUCUGUGGGAGAACAGAGAUGGGGAUCUUCACAACACAGCUGUAGGGAGGAGGCAGACAUCAGGGUCAAUGCUAAGUUUGUCCAGGACAGCUCCAAGUUCUGGUACAAGCCAGGCAUCUCCAGAGACCAAGCCAUAGCUGUUUUGAAGGACAAGCAACCAGGAACUUUCCUCAUCAGAGACAGUAACUCAUUCCAGGGGGCCUACGGCCUGGCCCUCAAGGUGGCCACUCCUCCUGCUAAUGCCAACGUCACUGGCAGUAAAGGGGACCCUCUGGAACAGCUGGUUAGACACUUCCUCGUCGAGACAGGGCCACGGGGAGUGAAGAUCAAGGGCUGUCAGAACGAGUCCUACUUCGGAAGUUUAUCUGCCCUGGUGUACCAGCAUUCAAUCACUCCCAUCUCUCUGCCAUGUGCCCUUCGCAUCCCAGAAAAAGAUCUGGUUGGGGAGCUUCAGGAGAUGCAGAGUGCAACAAACACCAGCACAGCAGCUAACCUCCUCAAACAAGGAGCAGCUUGCAACGUGCUGUACCUGAACUCUGUGGAAACCGAGUCGUUGACGGGCCCUGAGGCAAUCUCAAAGGCAACCAAGUGUACUUUGGCCCUGAGUCCACGUCCAGUGGCAACAGUGGUCCACUUCAAAGUGUCUGCUCAGGGCAUCACUCUAACCGACAGCAAAAGAAGGUUAUUUUUCAGGAGACACUACCCAAUCAACAGUGUGACUUUCAGCAGUCUCAACCCCCAAGACCAGAGGUGGACUAAUUCUGAUAGCACGUCAAGCAAGAUGUUUGGCUUUGUUGCGAGGAGGACAGGCAGCGCUACAGAGAACGUGUGUCACCUGUUUGCAGAGAUGGACCCCGAGCAGCCAGCUGUGGCCAUUGUCAACUUUAUCAACAAAGUCAUGCUGGGACCACAACUACGCAGAUGAGAGAGGGGAUCUGGGGGAGAUGUUAAUAUGAAUUUUAAUGAAGUGUGUGUGUGACUACAUUUGUACUUGCAUUUGUACAGGUGGCAUGACUGUGCUCGACUGUGGCUGUUUUUAUAACAUAAUCCAGUUCUGACAGAUCACUGCUCUGUAGGGCAAAGUAUUUUUUACAUGUCAGUUUACAAAGCACACCGUGCAUAACCUUGAGAGGAAAAGUUUGAUAAGCCAAAGACUGACCUAACUUUGGUAACCUUUGCCAAAUGAGAUUGAAAUGAGAGUUUUGGUCUUUUUUUUUGUUUUUGUUUUUUGCUGUUGAUAAAGUUAUUUAAUUUGUAAUCCUGUUUCAAACAGUUCAAAUGUUGUAUAACAAAGUACCACAUUGCUAUUUGUAUUAAAGUUAGAGCUAAAGGAAAUAUAGCUAAGAAGUCUUUAACAAGUAGUAAAAUGUAAGAGUCAUCUUUAAUGUGUAACGUGACCAGAUGAAAUUGUGGUCAUUAGAAAUGUUAGAAAGAGUAAAUGAAGUAAUUCAAUAUGGAAGAGAUCAUGUAUUUGGAUUAUCGGGAAGAAAUCGUCUUUGGCUACAUUUUAACUACUACAUACAUUUGUAACAAUCAACUUUGUUCUUGAUGCAACUAUAGUGUAUUUUUGUUGAAGUGAUAACAACAGAUGUAGUAGUGUAUUAUGCUAAACCUGCCUCCAAAUUAAAACACAGACAGAUAGAUGAUUUAACAAAAUGUUAUGUGGAUACUAACUACAUAAGCAAGUAAAAGGGGGGUCAGCCUUAAAACAGAGUUAACAAAUGUAAUUUAAAAGAUUGUGGACAGGACCUAAAUAUUUUCAACAUUUCUACAGCUAAAUAAGAAAAAGCCUUACUUUGUUAAGUUAAAAAUGUGAUGGAACCAAAGGACAUUCUCAUAUGACAAUCUCUGCAAUUUUAGUGAUGACAUUAUAAAAAGAGCCAGUAGGCCCUAUAGAAAAGUCUCUCCAUAUCACAGAUUAGUCUUGGCCUGUCUAUGUCCUUAUUUAAGUAACCAAUAUUCAUGGCAACAGAUACUCCAAAGACUUCAUUAUUGUGUAAAGAUAUUUUGAAUGUUUGAUUUUUUUAUCUAUACGCUUUUGUUUUUUGUGUGUUUUCUAUAAAUUGAUACCGUUUUUAGAUGACUUCAGCACAAUUAUUAUUUUUCAUAAUGGAUUUUUAUGUAAAAGAAGUAAUAUAUUUUAGGCCCAUAUGAAGAAUGGUAUAUCUGUCAUAUUUGACAGGACAUUUAAGUAAUAAAAUUGAAUAAAAUG